AUGUUGUACGAAUUAAUUUCAGUGACCAGCUCUAAUGAAGCCCAACCUACACCAUCGAAAUUGGUGCAGAUCCCAUCUUCAGGGACGGAUACCAACCACGGAUUUCAAGAGCUAGAGCAGCUAUCUGAAUAUUUCCAAUCAAACAGAUCCAAGCGCGCUGCACCGCCUCUAACUGGUUCAGUGAAACGGGGUCCAAACGCCGAUUUGAGAGAGGCCUACAGACUACUCAGCCAACACAACGAGCCGUUGAAACUAUAUGGAGAAACGACUGCAGACGUCAUCGAAAGGGCGAAGUCGCUGAUUAGAUUAUACGAAGGCCAAUUAUUUUCAGAUAUUCCUUCUAUAAACCUGAAUUCGCAUCCCAAUGAGUUAAUUUUAUCAUUUAUCCGGACAUGUUUAAGUGUAUGGGGCGAGAAUAUAGUUAGAAGUAGAAGCGAUUCGAAAUUGUACAGCUCGUCGCAGCAGGCGUUGGCGCCACUGAUUAAAAUGCUCAGCAUGGAUACGCUGACGACGGACAUCCGUGAUAAACUGGCGUCGGUGGUUCAGCACUGCGUGAAGAGAGAGUAUAAGCUUGCUCAUGACGUAUACAUCUUAUUGUCUAUCGGUAAUAAGCCAUGGCCCAUGGGUGUUACAAUGGUCGGUAUUCAUGAGCGCGUUGGCAGAAGCCGCAUUGCAUCGUCAGAAAUCGCACACAUCUUGAAUGAUGAAGUAACCUGCCGAUACAUCCAGACGUUCAAGAGAUUAAUGUCGCUAUGUCAGGUGUGGCAUCCGGUAUCCGACCCAUCGCAAAUGAUUAGCAUCAGCACACGCAGCGACCUUCCUGAAUUGCCGUCUAGUUCGUGA
Molecule: messenger RNA, 843 nt
Organism: Gregarina niphandrodes
Lineage: Eukaryota; Apicomplexa; Conoidasida; Eugregarinorida; Gregarinidae
Product: putative pre-mRNA-splicing factor 18
Exons: 2
Coding region: 1-843 (280 amino acids)
Biological process (GO): generation of catalytic spliceosome for second transesterification step; RNA splicing
Cellular component (GO): U5 snRNP; U2-type post-spliceosomal complex; U4/U6 x U5 tri-snRNP complex
Source: RefSeq, a predicted model, not a curated record